Messenger RNA from Sabethes cyaneus, 4212 nucleotides. RefSeq names its product sphingosine kinase 1-like. NCBI's taxonomy places the organism in Eukaryota, Metazoa, Arthropoda, Insecta, Diptera, Culicidae. Gene Ontology annotation, cellular component: cytoplasm; membrane; intracellular membrane-bounded organelle. The transcript is spliced from 4 exons. The coding region runs from base 657 to 2594 and encodes 645 amino acids. The record is from RefSeq and is a predicted model, not a curated record. Gene Ontology annotation, biological process: sphingosine biosynthetic process.
CGUAGCGCUCCAGCGCGCAUUCGUUUUCCAAGUUUCCCGUGAAUGUGUCUGCUAUCGGUUUGCUCCCACCUGUCUGUCCUCUCUGCUUCUGCUCAAUAAAACUUUUGCGAAAGACGAGUCUGUAUUCAGAGCCGGACGGCGGACGGUAGCUAGCAAGCGCAAGCACUCAAGCAGUCGAAUUGAAACAGCAGAACGUAUUCUGCAAUCGAACGGUCCGGGCGUGUGUGUUGAUUUAUGUGAGUGCCUCAGCAUCGUCGGUUUGUUUUUUAGUUGCAAGCUGGUUAUGGCAGAUCGCUAAAUAGGAAGAAAAUGUAUACAGUUAAUCUUUGGUCCAGCAAUCGUAUAUUAUAACUUUCAUACCUGCUAGUUCUAUGUUUUGUUCAAUAACUGUCUCGAUUAAGACACUGCUUUGCAGCAAUUGUGACUCUGUGCUGUACAAUAGUGAUUGUGAUUCCAGUUCAUCAACUGUGCGUGAAAAUGAUAAAACUGUAAAUCAGUAUCAACUAAAUCACAAAGAGCGAACGUGUGAAUAAAAGUGUUUCUAUUCGCAAUUGCUGCGCUAUACUGCAAAUCAUAUCUGUUUAAAGCUUAAUGCGUCGCCCGGUGGAAGUGACGCACUGUACUAAGCUGGAAACGGUUUCGACGGCGGCGGAAAUAUGGUUGACAAGCCAAAAGCGAACCACGCUGGCGAAGAGAUAGUCAAUCCAUCCCCAGCUAACAGCAAGGGAACCGAAUGUGGGAGUCCACCGAACGUGGUCUACUUAACGGAAACAUUCUACAUUAGCUCCAAAAAGAAUACUGUUUUCGAAGUUCGAUUAACCGACAGAGGACUUAGCUUGAAGAAACAAACCAAUGGAUCGACGAAAGAACAGACGAUCCUUCUGAAGGAUAUCAUUGGUUGUCGCUGUUUACGUAGCAAGCGGAAAACCAAAGGGGGGUCUGCUUGUGCUUGUACUUCCAUAUCCGGAACCGCUCAACUGAAGGUGGUCGAGGAUAAUUCUGGAGAACAGGAUGAGUCGGAUGUCAGCGCCUAUCUGUACAUCUAUGCUUACAUCCUCAAACGAAAUCGUCGCGGAGGAUUCCGAGAACGCACAACCAUAACACUUCGGUUCCGAUCGUUCGACAAGUACGAGGACAAUAAUAAGGAAGCUCAAAAAUGGCGUGCCGCGAUCAAGUACCUAAUCAGUGGCGAAACAUCUCUCAAGAGUAUGUACCAGCCAAAAGAUACACGCAAAACGCUGGUUAUCCUCAAUCCAAAGUCUGGUUCUGGAAAGGCGAGAGAAAUGUUUCAGCAACGAGUGGCACCGGUUUUCGCGGAAGCGGAAAUUUCCUACGAUCUGCACAUUACGAAGAAAUCCGACUGGGCGAGGGAGUUUGUCCGCAGUCGAGACAUUUACCUGUGGCGCGGCAUCGUGGUUGUCGGUGGCGAUGGCAUAUUCUAUGAAGCAUUGAACGGAUUGUUCGAACGGGAAGACUGGCAGACGGCGAUCGACGAAACUCCGAUCGGGAUUAUUCCAUGUGGUUCCGGAAACGGGCUGGCCAAAACUAUCGCACACUUAUAUGAUGAACCCUUUGAGACGAAACCGAUCCUAGCAUCAGCUUUAAUGGUAGUUAAAGGAAAACAUUCCAUGUUAGAUAUAGUAAGAGUGGAGACACGUUCCCAAAUAAUGUUCUCAUUCCUGUCGGUUGGCUGGGGACUUAUAUCGGAUAUUGAUAUCGAGAGCGAACGACUGCGGGCCAUCGGAGGUCAACGGUUCACCAUAUGGUCCGUCCAUCGGCUAAUCAGCCUACGUACCUAUCAGGGCAAGGUAUCCUACAUUCCGGCACUAGUUAGUCUUAAUCGGUCCAACUCACUGCCUCAUGACGGCACUACAGGCGGCACCGGACUCGGCGGAGUUGGCCUCCUGAAACAUAGUAUUAGUUACAACACCACGCUGGAUUGCAAUGACUGCCAGGAGGGGAGAAACGAUGAUAGCCAUAAUAACUGUGAUGCUUGCGAUACGAACUUUAGCGAUGUUCUCUCGUUGGAAACUAGUAGUAACUUGGACAUGUUCCGGCCCCGUAUCGACAGCUGGUAUUCAGCCAAUUCACGUAAAAGUACCUAUUUCUCCACGGUGGACAGUGUUUAUGAAAGCGACCGUGCUUCCAAUGAUGGCGCACAAGCCGGUGCUAAUGUGGUUAGAAUGUUUGGACCGCCUUCUCGCAUUCCUGCUCUGACAGCACCUGUGCCGGACACUUGGAAGACUGUUUCCGGUGAGUUUGUAAUGGCUCAUGCCGCUUAUCAGAGUCAUUUAAGUACGGAAUGCUUUUUCGCACCACGGUCAAAACUCAACGAUGGAGUCAUUUGGUUGUUGAUAAUUAGGGCAGGAGUAAGUCGAUCCCAGUUACUCUCAUUCAUGCUAGGACUAGGAAGUGGGACCCACAUUCCAGCUCAAGAAAAUGAGUAUAUUAAAAUGAUACCAGUGACAGCAUUUCGAAUUGAGCCAAGCAGUGGUAGCACUGGCCAUAUGACUGUUGACGGUGAACGGGUAGAGUAUGGUCCAAUUCAGGCGGAAAUUUUUCCUAGCUUAGCCAAAGUUAUGGUACCCAAAUGAUGCGGAGGGUUUAUAGUGCUACAGAAACAGAGCGCACAUUUUGUUGUUAUUAGUUUGAGAGUUGUAAUGUCCUUAAUAUAAAUGUCAAAACAAAGUUACGUAGUCUUGCUGCACAAUUGACAGCAGAUUUCAUUAAAAGUUCAGUUGAGUUUAAGUGUAUUUUCAAAAAAUACCACUAAAUAAACGAUUCUGAUUGUUUUUGUUUUUCAAUUUGUUCUUAUUUGACUGCUCGUAACUUAAAAAAUAUGAAAAUAAUUUAUGAAAUCCACGUGUCAACUAAAAACCUACCUAUACGGUAACUAUAAAAGCAAUUAUGUAAUAAAUAAUACUGUAAUUAAAUCCAUAACCAGUCCAGAAUUGUUAUCAUCAACCUUUUAUAAUAUUCAUCUAACCAACGGCAAGUAAAUUCUAGUGUUGGUAAUAACUACCGCCACAUAACUUCCCUCAAAAUUAAACGAAUAACUUUUGUAGAAAAAUCGUAGUUUUCAUUUUGCCAAAUAAAUAACUAGGAUAGUGAAUAAGUAGUGAAAAUUUGGCAUUUUACCGAGAUGUAACUGUCGUGAAAGGACUACUGGCCGCGCAUCUAGUUUGUGUGUAAUACGCAUCCUGAAGCAUACAAGAAAGACUACAAAACAUUAUUAAUACCGGUAUUACCUGUUUAAUCCGUAAUUAUCCUGUCUAUAUGUCAAUUCAGGCUAUUAUGAAGCUCGAACACUAUUUUUGUCCAGCAUUUUAAACCCUGUAAAAUGCAUUUUUAUUCGAAAUGCUAGAAUUAAACGCUUUAUAAUGCAAAUCAGUGUUAAAGCAGGCUAUAAAACUUUUUGUUUGUUAUUCAUUGUCUCUUUAUUUGUUUUAUCCACCAGUCUAACCAGCCAAGCCUAGCUAAGCCACCAUGAAUUUAUUCGCAUGCUAAAAAUCCCCUCAUCAUUAUUACUGUCCAUUGCCGAAUGAAAACAACACGCAUUGCACUUGUCAAUUUGCUUUAGCCAUAUUCAAUGCGCUGCUACGGCUGCUACUGCAAUUAUAAAAAGUCCCAUCUUCUAGGAAAAUGUUAAUAUCAAUUUAAUAGCAGUUUUAAAGAAACAUCAUCUCUGAAUGAUGGUAACACGUAGUGGGCAACCACUAAGAACUGUGCGGUUAUUGGUUCUUUCGCGGUACAUAAAACAAAUUCAAAAAGGUUGUAGAUUUUAGCUCAUAUUUUGGGUUUCUUUUUAGACUUAAUUAAAAAUAUCCAAAUGUUGUAAAGUAUUUCAUUAGUAGGUAUACCUAAUAAAAUAUUUUCGAUCUUGUUUUCAUAUUCUCGACGGAUCUUUUUUCAACCCACUUAUUAUUAUCUAGUCUAUAAUUUAGCACUCAAUUUCACACACAAUACGAAUCACUACAGAUUGUUCAAACUUCUACAAAAUUGAGGAGUUCCAUAAAACAUUAUUCGUUAGAUACUAAUACAAUAGUUUAACCGUUGUUUGUACAGUUGAGUUAGAAAAUUUAGCGAAAGUUAUAAAUUUUUCUGUUUAUUGAACGUUUUGUCUGUGUAAUGACGCAGAAAACGGCAGCUGGAAUUGGAAAUAAAUGGCAAAAGAUAAAUACAAUAUGUUAUCAUCAGAUUUCUAAUGAAAAC